ACUUCACCGCGGAGAGCAUUGAGAAACUUAAAUUGCAGCACGAAAUCGUGUUACAUGAGUAAAAAUAAUGGAUUUGUAGUUAAAAAUUAAUUAGUUAGUAGUGCAUUAAAUUAAAAUUGCAAUUACCUCUGGCCGGAGGUAGUUGUGGUCAUAAACUUCACCCUAAUAAACUUUGAUGAAGACAAGUUAGCAUCCUCGGGUCGAAGUAGGUCAGAUUUGGCGAAACAUGCCUCCAAUUUCGCCCAAAAGGAUAAAACGAGAACCACUUGCUACGACAUAUUCACCAGCAAAGGAAUCAUCAUCAUCUGCUGUCGCUGGAACUUCGUCCAGAAGUUCUCUUCCUCCUCAGCCUAAUGGAAAACCGAUUGUUAAACCUGAACCGGUUUCGGACAAAGAUGAGGAGAACGACGAAGAACUUCCAGCACCCGACCCGAAUAAUCCAAAAAAAUUUAGAAGAAUUCGUUCUCCAGACUCCGAUGAUGAUGACGAAUACGUUCCACUUGUUUCAAGACCAGUGCCAGACAGCUCCGACGAAGAGACAGAGAGCUCGUCAGCAGAGUCAGAAGAAUCACCUAAAGCUAAAUUUCAGAGAGAAUCACCAAAAAGAAGGGGGGUCAGAACUCGUCGUCAAAGAGCUAAGGAAAAACACGAGUCAGACGAAGUAGAGAGUGAAUCUUCUGAAACUAAAUCCCUUGACGGAUUUAUAGUCGGUGACGAUGAAGAUCCCAGCGAUCCUGAAGAUGAAGAAUGUGAAUCUAUUAAGAAAAAAAAGUCAAAAAAGAAAUCCAAGAUGCGAUCAAAAAAGUUAAACAGGAGGAGACGACCAAGAAGAAAACGUGCUACCUCCCCAUCAAGCUCCGAUACGGAGGAUGAAUCUUUCAAUAAUGGGAUGAAAUCUAAAUCACAAUCUCCGAGAUCACCAAAAAAACGAUUUACAAAGACUAGACGCAAAUCGGAAUCUUCAUCCACGGAAUCGUCAUCCGCAUCUCCUCGUCGACGCGACCUGGGAAAUGAUGUAAUUUCGGAGUUGCGUAGUAUUAUCCCAACGUGUACAGGGGUUACGACUAAACGAAGAAAACGAAACCGUUCUAGUGGUGCAUACGUUCAUGGGGAUGAAUCUCAUGAUGAAACUAAAGAUGCAGGAGGGUCAGACGACAGUUUCAUUGAUGACAACAUUAAAUAUGCUCCUGGGAUUUUAGAGUCUUCCGGUACCUCUGAUGAAGACGCUGUCGAGGAACAUCCGUCAAUUUUAGAUGAACCAGGAUCAUCGUCAUGCCUUGAAGUUCCUACUUCCUCUUCGUCCCCAGAGGACGAAGACGAUGCCAGAUCUGAAAAGAGUGAAAGCAGCAGUGGAGAUGAUCGUCGUCGCAAAGCUUUUGACAACAUAUUAAAGAAAGCCAAAGAAGAAAUAUGUGACCUUUGCAAAUCUCUGGGCGAUGCUGACUUCAGACGUCGGAAUGGUUAUGUUGAUGCCGAUAAAUGGUGCCAAUGUGGCCUGUGCAAAGUAGUCAGUCCUAAAAUGAGUAACUACGACCGAGUUUGUUGCAAAGAACCUUCCAAUAUUAAAGAAUUCUUCGUGAAGGAAAAAAUGGGAGGUCGUGGUAAAUGUAUCACUGAUCAUCCCAGGUUCAACAUGAAGGUUUUGCAGUGCGAAGCCCUUCUCAAACAUUCAAAUAGAAAGGGUGAAAAGGAGAAAUUACGGGAAGAAUUUCGUCAUUGCACAGACAAACAAAAAGUGUCAAAAUGCAAGGAUGCCUUCCUUCAGUGGAUAUUCGAACAUGUUAAAGAAGGCAAUUCAAACCUUGUUCCUGCCUGCGUGGGUGCAAAAAUUAGACAAAGGUGCGUCCCAAAUGCUGGGCCUUUAUACUUUGAGACUUUCAAGGUUAACAAAAUUUGCCAAUAUGGGAAACAUUGCACAAAUGCGAAAAUGCAUGUCUAGAAAAAUACGAAGUAGCACUGUCAAGUCGACAGUGUCGAUCAUAUUUUAUUAUAUUGAACCUAAUAGUAGACUGAAAAUAUUUAUAAAUCAAGUAAUCUCAGGGUACGAUUGCUGAGCAUCAUACAAAUAUUUUUAUAUAAAAAAUGUUGUCAUUAUAUUAAUUUAGUUUGUGUUGUGAUAUGUAACUUUCAUAAUUGACGCACGUAUACUAUCGAAUCGAUGAAAUAUUUAGAUAAAAUAUGUCAUUUAAAAUAUUUAAUUAACUAUGAUAACAUUUAACAUUAUGUAUGUUGUAAACCGUUACAGGAAUUUAGUUUAGUUUAUACACACCGAGAUAAUGAUACGCUACGUUAUCAUUAAUAAACGCUUUCUAGCAAUCAUGUCAAUUGAA
Molecule: messenger RNA, 2330 nt
Organism: Folsomia candida
Lineage: Eukaryota; Metazoa; Arthropoda; Collembola; Entomobryomorpha; Isotomidae
Product: transcriptional regulator ATRX homolog
Exons: 4
Coding region: 227-1939 (570 amino acids)
Source: RefSeq, a predicted model, not a curated record